GGAGUCUUGGUUCUAUAGUGUAAGCGGCAGCACGUUCAUCGUUUUACUCUUGCUAAUUUUCUUUCACAUUUCGUUUUUAUGUUCAAUUUUUGCGAUCACGAGACAUACACAAAUUUGCAAAAGUUUUGAAUUUAAAAGGUCCACAUUGUAUUCAAUAUAUUUUAAAUUGAUAAGGAUAAUAUUAAAUCGAAAAGAUAAUAAUUUACGAUGAUAAUCGCCCAUUCAAAUAAGCGUGUAAAAUCAAUGAGCAUCGUGUGAAACUCAUUUGGUCCAAAUAUAACCAACAACUUCAUAACAUGUUGAAUUUUGACAUUUAAUUGAUAAAGUGAACUAGAACCAGUUUGAAAAAUAAAGGAAAUAACUAUAAAACAUUCAAUAAUAAUACUGGGCUAAAAUAGGGGGAUCCAAAUGAUUAGAUAAAUAUUUAGUUUGUUAGCAUAACCAGUAUUAGUUAAUCAGCUGCUGUCAUUGCGUAAUAUCGCAUUUACUUGUGUAAAUAAACCCGAAAUCUAUUUCCGACAUCAACUUUAGUUUCAUUAUUACUACAGACUUCAAGCCAAUCGGAACGCUUCUCUCGAAUAGUAAUGUGAUGUGAUGUGCAAAGGCGAUUUGUGAACAAAACUAUUUACAGUGCAACAGUGAAGACAAUUAUUAUUAUCAAUUACUCGAGACGUGUGCUUUCGUUCUAAACAUUAUUGUGACGAAUUUUUUCCAUUUAGAGCAAUGUUGCAAUUUUUAUUGGUUGCACUUUUAGUUUUAUUGUACACAUAUUGGCGAAUUGCUACAAAACGACCAAAAUUAUAUCCUCCAGGUCCAAAAUGGUUACCAAUUAUUGGGAAUACAUUGUUGCUACGUAGCGAAACUCGGCGAUAUGGUAGACAAAUCGAUGUGUUUCGAGCUUGGAAAGAGAAAUACAACAGCUCCGUCAUUGGCCUGAAAUUGGGAAGUGAACUGGUGGUGGUUGCACUAGAUUAUCCAAUUAUUCACAAAAUUCACACGAGCAGUGAGUUUGAUGGACGUCCCGACAAUUUCUUUCUCCGUCUGCGCACAAUGGGAUCAAGAUUGGGAAUCACAUGUACGGAUGGCGAACUAUGGUCUGAACAAAGAAAUUUCGUAUCACGACAUUUGCGUCGAUCGGGAUACGGUCGUAAUGCGAUGGAAGAGUUGAUCCAACACGAAUUGAACGAACUGAUUGAAGUGAUUGGAACAUUUGCCGAAAAACCAGUGUGGCCGUGCAACUUUCUGUCGAUCAGUGUGUUGAAUGUGCUGUGGACUUUUACCGCUGGCAAGAAGAUUUCAAGUAAUGAAAAUUUGGCACAUUUACUGGAGCUAAUGAAACAAAGGAGCAAAGCGUUCGAUAUGUCUGGUGGAUGGCUGAACACAAUGCCAUUCCUGCGAUUCAUUGCACCGGAACGGACAUCGUACAAUUUGAUUAGGCGAUUCAAUAUUGAGCUAUGUAAUUUCUUCAAGCCAAUUAUUGAGGAACAUAAAAACGAAUUCGGCGUGAAUAGAGUUGAUGAAGAUUUAAUUUUCGCUUUUAUCAAUGAAAUGAAACAAAAUGAGGGCGUUUCGUCGAACUUUACCGACACGCAGCUUAUCAUGGUGAUUUUGGAUUUGUUUAUCGCUGGUGCGCAAAGCACUAGCAACACAAUGGACUUUAUUAUGAUGUCAUUGGUGAUGAAUGAUGAAAUCCAGAAAAAGUGUCACAAAGAAAUCGAUGCUGUGCUGAGUGCCAACGAACUCCCAUCGCUGAAAGAUAAACCGAAAUUGGCCUAUAUUGAAGCCUUAAUAUUGGAAACACAGCGAUUUUAUAAUAUAGUGGCAGUGUCGGGACCGCGUCGUGUUCUAAGAGAAACCAAACUGGGUGGAUAUCGGCUGCCAAAAAAUACAACCGUAUUGAUGGGAUUGGAAACGAUUCACAUGGACACGGCACAUUGGGGCGAUCCACACGUAUUUCGACCGGAGAGAUUCUUAGAUGCAGACAAUAAAAUUACAAACACAGAGAGAUUCGUUGCAUUUGGACAGGGCAAACGGAAAUGUUUAGGCGAAGCACUUGCUCGAGCCUCUUUAUUCAUAUUUACCGUAGGGAUUCUACAAAAAUUCAAGUUAGAAAUUCCACCAAAUGGGCAGAUGCCAGAAAAACGAGCACAGGCCGGUCUUCUUACAACUCCAACACCCUAUGAAAUAGUAUUCAAAUGCCGUUGACACCUUUGAAAUAGCAUAUCAAUAAAAGUGCUAUAAAAAUAGAAUGAAACCGUUUCACAGCUCAAUAUUACAAUAACAAAUGACGAACUAAUUACCAGUUGUAGAAUUUAGUUAAUAUUGCAUUAAACUGUGUCUUUUGAAAACUAUGCAAACCUUGGCUAGUUGAUCAACGGGUUGGAACAUGAUCAAAAGAGUUACGAUAGGAUUUAUAAAUUUUACAAUGAACUAAUUUAUCCAAUAAACCAGUAGAACAUUCAA
Messenger RNA from Sitodiplosis mosellana (orange wheat blossom midge), 2463 nucleotides. RefSeq names its product probable cytochrome P450 305a1. The record is from RefSeq and is a predicted model, not a curated record. The coding region runs from base 724 to 2205 and encodes 493 amino acids. Lineage: Eukaryota; Metazoa; Arthropoda; Insecta; Diptera; Cecidomyiidae. Gene Ontology annotation, molecular function: oxidoreductase activity, acting on paired donors, with incorporation or reduction of molecular oxygen, reduced flavin or flavoprotein as one donor, and incorporation of one atom of oxygen; iron ion binding; heme binding. Gene Ontology annotation, cellular component: cytoplasm; intracellular membrane-bounded organelle. Gene Ontology annotation, biological process: xenobiotic metabolic process. The transcript is spliced from 3 exons.